ACUCUGCACUGCGUAGCUUAGAUUUAGCGACGGGACCCAUGUACAAUUGCAUUUUGGCGCUGGUAACCUGACCGCGCGACCGACAGCCUUGCCGGAAAUCCGCCCGCAAGUCGCCCUGCCUUAAUGCGAACAACUGCCAUUACUUAACGGCAUCAAGCGAGCACUCUUCCAUCGUCAUCUCGUCUGCGUCACGUCGAUUCGAUCACUUUGCUUGACCGCCUCUUCAUCCAGGAAUCUUGACCCAUGUACACCUACUAUCGAUCCAUGCCUGCCUCAAAUCCCCGAAAACGACCAGCCCCAGGUAGUCUACCUAUAUCACAACAAAUCCCGCAACAAAUCCCACAGCCAUUAUCACAACAGAUGGCUCAGCCGUACAACCCCGCCGAACAAAUGCUCAGAUGGAAUGGCAACAACGUCGGCAGUUUUGCCGAAAACGCCUCCACUCCCAUCAGUACAUAUGGCAUAGUACCUCCCAAUCAGGCUCAGUUUGCCCAAGGUACCCCUUCCACAUCUAAUACGCCCUCUAAUGCGCUAGCUAGAAGGGUCGGCAACAAUGCGUUGGUUACGUCCAACCGUAUGUUUUCGCCGCAGCCCAAUGACCCUUGGUCUGGCUUCACCGAUGAUAAUAUACUGUCAGCUCAGACGAAUGGAUCAUUGGACGAACACGAUAAUAUAGAGCUGCUCGAGGAGAAGGCACAGAGGGCAAAGAGGGAAGCACAGGCCAAGAGGAAACAGAUUCCUCCCUUCGUCCAGAAACUUAACAGCUUUCUGGAGGAGUCGAAGAACACAGAGUUAAUCCGAUGGUCUGAGAAGGGUGAUUCAUUUAUCGUACUUGACGAGGACGAGUUUGCCAAGACUUUAAUUCCUGAAUUGUUCAAACACAAUAAUUAUGCCUCUUUCGUCAGGCAGCUGAACAUGUAUGGAUUCCAUAAGAAAGUUGGCCUCUCAGACAAUUCCAUGAAGGCCAGCGAGCGCAAGAAUAAGAGUCCAAGCGAGUACUACAACCCUUACUUCAGGCGAGGACACCCAAAUCUUUUAUGGUUAAUCAACAAGCCAAAGAGCGGAAACAGCAAGAAAGGGACCAAGAAGCGAGGAGACGAUGGAGAGAUCGAUAGUGAUGACGAUACUGUACCAGUUGAUGACACUGUUACUCAGUCUUUUAAUCAACCAAAUGCGCCGACCCGAGCUCUUCCGGCUCCCGAGGCUGGCCCCCUACAGAGGAAAGAGUUGGCCCUCGUGAGAGACCAGAUGGCGGCCCUGCAGCAACGCCAGAAGCAAAUCAGCGAUGCUAUUACUCGAUUACGGCAGGAACAUAAUCAACUCUACCAACAAGCACACGUAUUCGAAAGUAUGCAUAACCGUCAUGAGAACUCCAUCAACGCCAUCCUGAAUUUCCUUGCCAAUGUCUUCCGGAAGUCGUUGGAGGAGCAAGGGGGAACUCAGAAUGUAAAUGAUCUGCUUGCCAGCAUCAUACCUAAUGUUCAAGUACCGCCGACGGGUCAAGGUAGCGUUGUUGACCUCGAUGACUGGAUGCAGCAACACAUGGCUCCAAACCCUGCCAAAGUCGGGACGCCAAAAAGAACGCAACGCCUACUGCCUCCAAUUCCUAAUAAUCAACCCUCAGUACAACCCACCACCUCCCAGCCUCCAUCUUACCCCAGCUAUGGUAGUCAGGAACCACAAACUGGACAGGUUACUGAGCUGUCCGAUACCCCUGGCGAAUCCGCCAGCACACCGUCUUAUCUCAAACAAGAGCUAGAGUCUAAUCCUCAAGAGGGCAUGCUCAAACUCAUUCAAAAUGCUAACACGAACGCUGGAAAGACUGGAAGCUCACCUAUCGAUCUCUCCAACGUCGCGGCUAACACGGCAGCGAAUAUGACAAAUGACCAACGUGACCGUAUGUUGUCCAUCAUGUCCAAAGGACACAAUAGCAGCGCCGUGCCAACACCGACCCCAUCUGCCUCCUCCCCGCAUACAACUACUCCUGGUAUCUCGAACUCGAGUUCAUUUGGGACAACAGGAACUCCCGGGCAGUCCAACCCUAAUGCUCCGUCGUCUUUGUCUCCCAUAAUGCGCCCAGGGGUGCCAGCACCUAUCGAAAGGUUAUCCCAGACAAGCGAGGAGCUAGAGCGGCUUGAACGCAUGCAAAAGGAGCAAGGCCGAGAGAUCGAUGACCUUAGCAGCCUGCUCGGUCCCUAUAGCCCCUCAGGGUACAUACCUGGCGUGGAGGAGACAGCAGACUACUUCGGCGGCGCUGGCGAUGAGUUGGAUAUCAGUCAAUUCUUAGACCUGAACGGCUCUGCGGAUGGGAACGGGAACGACUUCCACUUUAAUCCCACGACGUUCAAUAGCUGGGCUCCUCCAGAGACGUCGAAUCUAGCAGGGGACUCGGCUGGACAUGGCUUGGAGCCCGGCCGAGUAGUGGAAACAAAUACACCAAGCCCCAGUGGUACGGAGGAGAUUGCACGGGAGGACCUCGAAGAUAGCCCUACCCGGGGUGCCAAGAGACAACGAAGAACAUGAAGAUGAAAAAGCAAGAAGAAGAACAACAAAAGAAGGCGUGGGGGCUGGGUUGACGGCGUUUGAGAGUUUUCGGGCAAGGGGGUUUUUGCACCUGUUAGAUAUCACCAACUCGUAUCAUGGGGGGGAUCAGCGGUAUUGUUGAAAUUAGCUUGCAUAGGCAUGUGUGCCAUGAAUGAGAAUCUGACCCAAAGAAAAAAAAAAACAAUGUUGCUUUACUUUACCCCCUGCUGCAUGCUGGUGUUGGUGGUUCGGUCGGUCGGUCGGUCAUCUGUUUUUUAGUGUAGGCGUUUGUUAUGUCUCUGAGGUAGGUAGCUCGAUACUUUGCUC
Molecule: messenger RNA, 2850 nt
Organism: Xylaria bambusicola
Lineage: Eukaryota; Fungi; Ascomycota; Sordariomycetes; Xylariales; Xylariaceae
Exons: 2
Coding region: 244-2523 (759 amino acids)
Biological process (GO): regulation of DNA-templated transcription
Molecular function (GO): DNA-binding transcription factor activity; sequence-specific DNA binding
Source: RefSeq, a predicted model, not a curated record